Molecule: messenger RNA, 3955 nt
Organism: Salarias fasciatus (jewelled blenny)
Lineage: Eukaryota; Metazoa; Chordata; Actinopteri; Blenniiformes; Blenniidae
Gene: nek8
Product: NIMA-related kinase 8
Exons: 15
Coding region: 29-2050 (673 amino acids)
Biological process (GO): animal organ morphogenesis; protein phosphorylation
Cellular component (GO): cilium
Molecular function (GO): protein kinase activity; ATP binding
Source: RefSeq, a predicted model, not a curated record
CGGCGGAAGCGUUUUCUCCGCCACGGCGAUGGAGAAGUACGAGAAAAUCAAAGUGGUCGGAAGAGGAGCUUUCGGGAUCGUUCACCUGUGCCGCAGACGCAGCGAUGGGGCCUUCGUCAUCCUGAAGGAGAUCCCGGUGGAGCAGAUGUCACGAGACGAACGUCUGGCAGCUCAGAACGAGUGUCAGGUGCUAAAGCUGCUCAACCACCCAAAUAUCAUAGAGUAUUAUGAGAAUUUCCUGGAAGAUAAGGCCCUCAUGAUAGCAAUGGAGUAUGCUCCAGGUGGAACUUUGGCCGACUACAUUCAGAAACGCUGUAACUCCCUGCUGGACGAGGACACCAUCCUCCACUUCUUCGUGCAGAUCUUGCUGGCUUUGUAUCACGUGCACAACAAGCUCAUCUUGCACCGAGACCUGAAGACACAGAAUAUUCUGCUGGACAAGCACCAGAUGAUCGUCAAAAUCGGAGACUUUGGCAUCUCCAAGAUUCUCGUCAGCAAGAGCAAAGCUUACACAGUCGUUGGGACUCCUUGCUACAUUUCCCCAGAGCUGUGUGAAGGGAAGCCGUAUAACCAGAAGAGUGACAUCUGGGCUCUGGGCUGUGUGCUGUACGAACUGGCCAGCCUGAAGAGAGCCUUCGAAGCCGCUAAUCUUCCCGCCCUCGUUCUGAAGAUCAUGAGCGGAGCCUUUGCUCCGAUAUCAGACCGGUACAGUCCGGAGCUCAGACAGCUCAUCCUCAACAUGCUCAAUCUGGAUCCAUCCAAACGGCCUCAGCUCAACGAAAUCAUGGCUCUCCCCAUAUGCAUCCGGCCUCUGCUCAACCUCUACACCGAUAUAGGCAGCGUUAAAAUGCGAAGGAUUGAGAAGCCACUGUCAACUGUGCAGCCCGGUUCUCAAGGGAGACCAGGAGGGAGGGUUCCUACCAGCAGAUCCAGAGACGGAUCGGUGGGUUUGGGAUCAGGGAAGCUGCAUUCCCUGCCACUGUCCUCGGUGUACACGUGGGGAAGUGGCAUCUCGCCGCCCCUCCGCCUGCCGAUGCUCAACACCGAAGUGCUCCAGGUGUCGCUGGGUCGCACUCAGAGGAUGGGAGUCACAAAGUCAGGCCGUCUGAUCACAUGGGAGGCUCCCUCAGUGGGCUCUGCAGAGGCCAGCCUGCCCGGCGCCGUGGAGCAGAUGCAGCCUCAGUUCGUUUCUCGCUUCCUGGAGGGACAGUCCGGAGUCACCAUCAAGUCCGUGUCCUGCGGCGAUCUCUUCACCACCUGCAUGACAGAUCGGGGCAUCAUCAUGACGUUUGGGAGCGGGAGCAACGGCUGUCUUGGCCAUGGGAACUUUAACGAUGUGACACAGCCAAAGAUCGUGGAGGCGCUCCUCGGCUACGAGCUGGUUCAGGUGUCUUGUGGAGCGUCCCACGUUCUCGCCAUCACCAACGAACGAGAAGUCUUUGCCUGGGGUCGGGGAGACAACGGUCGCCUCGGGCUCGGCACCCAAGACACCCACAACUGCCCCCAGCAGGUGUGUUUACCUGUGGAGCUGGAGGCCCAGAGGGUGGAGUGUGGAGUGGACUGCUCCAUGAUCAUCAGCACUCAGCACAGCGUCCUGGCCUGUGGAAGCAACAGGUUCAACAAACUGGGCUUGGAUAAAAUUACAGCUGGAGAGGAACCGAGUCCUGCGAACCAGGUGGAAGAAGUUCAUUCCUACACGCCGGUCCAGUCAGCUCCCCUCAGCAAUGAGAAGAUAGUUUGCAUUGACAUUGGAACUGCUCACUCUGUGGCUGUGACAGCUGGAGGUCAGUGCUUUACCUUCGGCAGCAACCAGCACGGCCAGAUGGGCUGCAGCUCCCGGCGCAGCAGCCGCGUUCCCUACCUGGUGCCGGGCCUGCAGGGCAUCGCCACGGCUGCCUGCGGCGACGCCCUUCACCCUGGCGAUCGGGAUCCGGACGGCGAGGUGUUCACGUGGGGGAAAGGAGCCCUGCGGCCGCCUCGGAAGGAAAGAGGAGGAUUCUGGGAUACCGAAGGCGGUUUCAACUGGAUGAGAGUCACCCCUUCACGGUGACAUCCGUGGCUGUUGUCAUGGCAACACCCCUGCUGGCAGUGAAACCGCUACUGGAGGAGUCCGUCCCAAGAUGAUUUUAUCCUGAACACACUCGCUCGCCUGUGUGAGGCCGAGCGGAGGCCUGAGGAGGAGGAGGAGGAGGAGGACGAGUACAGUUUCCUCCCAGAUACCCAUCUGCGCCUCAGCUCAAAGAUUUCCUUUCAUACCGCAGCUGCAGCCUUGAGUUUCGCUCCGUCUUCCUGCCUUUCUGGUCUUAUCUCUUUCUGUUUCAGGAGUGAAUCUUUGUUUGACUCGAUGGCUCUGAUGGCUCGGAGCACAGCAGAGCAAAGGUCGCGACCUGCCGGUGGCAGCAGGUGUGUCUCCGAGCAGGUCGACGGGCGGAGCGAGUGUGGCGGCGCCGACGCUGGCGCCGGACUGCAGGAAGUCAUCAGGCAGAGCUCAUGCGGGGAGCCAUUGUCCUCCUCCUCAUGCUGCUUUUAACAUAAACAGUGACAGGUCAGAGAAAGUCAAUCGGGUCUGACCUCCCCUGAGCAGCGAGUGAGCGAGACAACAGGAAGAAUGAAAGAGGUGAACACAUUACUCACUCUGCUUUAUGGGAUUAGUCCUUCAACAGCAGCCUUCCAGCCAGAUAACGACGGCCUGUUGGGCCUUACGGCCUGAAACCAGCCCCUCCUCUCUCUCUCUCUCUCUCUCUCUCUCUCUCCGCUCCCAGCAAAACAAACACUUCAGCAAUCACACAACAAAGUGACACACAUGAACAGAGCACGUGUCUGCAGCGGCGCUGCUUUCAGUCCACCAAAGGAAGUUUUGACAGAAGCGUCGCACAAAGAACCAGAAACAGCAAACAGGCUGCGCCUCGACACCAACAGAAUCAGGAAAACGUGAGGAACCGGACACAGAAACUGCCUGAACAUCCAGACUCCAGCGAGAGAAAACACUCACCUCCGAACCUCUGAGCCCUCUGCUGUUUCGUCCAUUUCCCUCUUGUGCAUACAUCCUCAAAUUCAGUCUAUGAUUCUUCACAGCAGAAUCGACGAAAUAAGUACGGCAGGAUGAGGCAGCAAAGUUUCCCCUCAGCUGUGGAUGUUCCUCAGGCCUGGAGGGGCUUCGCAUAGCACAGAAGACUUAAAAACAAAGUUCUGUAAUGACAGUGUUAUUGGUUUGAAAAUGUGUUUCUAGGAAUGAUAAAAUGUGUUUCGUUCAGUGAGUUACAUUUAUGAUCCACUUCACGCAGUAACCUGGAACAAACAUUCAGCACAACAACCUUCACACACAGACUGUGAACUCAUGAGCAUGUCGUCAGUCGGGGUGUGUGCGAGAACGGAUUCCACCUCAGUGAUGCUGCUUGGUAGAAAGAACAAGUCGCAGCAUCAGUGUCGACCCAGCGAACAUUUAGAAUCAAAACUAAUAACUUUAAAGUCAUUUUUAAGUAUGGGAUCGUGUUGUAUUAUGUUUUAAAUAUCCUAGCUUCUUUCUGUCAUUUCUCAGUGAGGAUUAUGGUGCAUGACUCUAUUUUACACCUGCUUAUGAAAACAUGAAUGGAUGCUGAUGUUAUUUCUGACUUCAGUCUAAUAUCUGUUAUGGGCUAAUAAUCUGCAUCUCUGCUAAUAAUCAGUACACAAAGUAUGUUUUUUAUGUGUUUUAAUUCUGUAUUAUUGUGAAUUUAAUGACUACAGUGUGGAAAACCACAGAGAGACAUUAGUAAAUAACAUCCAAAGUAAAGCAUGUUAACUAUAAAACUGCUGAAGGAGGAAAAUAUUUAUUCAACUUUUAUUAACGUUUAAAAUAAUUAUUAUUCUUUUGUGUUGCUGUUUUCAUUGGUUUUGCAGACAGUAGUGUGAGAAUCCUGAUGUUAGAUGGCCACACAAUGAAACUGGACGAUGUUUUAUGAAAUAAACGCUGAUG